GUCCCCAGCGCCGGCGCGAAUGACUUCCCCCUUGGUGGGGCCGGAGUUGCCCGGGAUCGCGGAUCGCUCAUCGCGCCGCGCUAGCCGGCGAGUUCGCCAGCACCAGCGUCUCAGCUGCGCCCGGCACCAUGGCCACUGACUCGUGGGCCCUGGCAGUGGACGAGCAGGAAGCGGCGGCCGAGUCGCUGAGCAACUUGAAUCUUAAGGAAGAGAAAAUCAAGCCAGAUGCCAAUGGUGCUGUCGUCAAGACCAAUGCUAAUGCAGAGAAGACAGAUGAAGAAGAGAAAGAGGACAGAGCCGCCCAAUCCUUACUCAACAAGCUGAUCAGAAGCAACCUUGUUGAUAACACCAACCAAGUGGAAGUCCUGCAGCGGGAUCCAAACUCCCCUCUCUACUCAGUGAAGUCCUUCGAGGAGCUACGCCUGAAACCACAGCUUCUCCAGGGAGUCUAUGCCAUGGGCUUCAACCGUCCAUCCAAGAUACAAGAGAACGCAUUGCCUUUGAUGCUUGCUGAGCCCCCACAGAACUUAAUUGCCCAGUCUCAGUCUGGUACUGGUAAAACAGCUGCCUUUGUGUUGGCCAUGCUCAGCCAAGUAGAACCUGCAAACAGAUACCCUCAGUGUCUGUGCCUCUCCCCAACAUAUGAGCUCGCUCUUCAAACUGGAAAAGUGAUUGAGCAGAUGGGCAAAUUUUAUCCUGAACUGAAGCUAGCAUAUGCUGUUCGUGGCAAUAAAUUGGAAAGAGGUCAGAAGAUCAGUGAGCACAUUGUCAUUGGCACUCCUGGGACCGUUCUGGACUGGUGCUCCAAGCUCAAGUUCAUUGACCCCAAGAAGAUUAAGGUGUUUGUUCUGGAUGAGGCUGACGUGAUGAUAGCUACUCAGGGCCACCAAGAUCAGAGCAUCCGCAUCCAGAGGAUGCUGCCCAGGAACUGCCAGAUGCUGCUUUUCUCUGCCACCUUUGAAGACUCUGUAUGGAAAUUUGCCCAGAAAGUGGUUCCAGACCCAAAUAUCAUCAAACUGAAGCGCGAGGAGGAGACGUUGGACACCAUCAAGCAGUAUUACGUCCUGUGCAAUAACAGAGACGAGAAGUUCCAGGCCCUGUGCAACCUGUAUGGGGCCAUCACCAUCGCUCAAGCGAUGAUCUUCUGUCAUACCCGUAAAACAGCUAGCUGGCUGGCAGCAGAGCUCUCAAAAGAAGGCCACCAGGUGGCUCUGCUGAGCGGUGAGAUGGUGGUGGAGCAGAGGGCUGCCGUGAUUGAGCGCUUCCGAGAGGGCAAAGAGAAGGUUCUGGUCACCACCAAUGUGUGUGCCCGCGGCAUCGACGUUGAACAGGUGUCUGUCGUCAUCAACUUUGACCUCCCCGUGGACAAGGAUGGGAACCCGGACAAUGAGACCUACCUGCACCGGAUCGGGCGCACCGGCCGCUUUGGCAAGAGGGGCCUGGCAGUGAACAUGGUGGACAGCAAGCACAGCAUGAACAUCCUGAACAGAAUCCAGGAGCACUUCAAUAAGAAAAUAGAAAGACUGGAUACGGAUGAUUUGGACGAGAUUGAGAAAAUAGCCAAUUGAGAAGCUGCAGUGGUGCCCGCCCUUGGCGCUCCCCCUGCGUGGACACUAGUGCUUUCACGGCCUAGCCCUCGACAGUCACCACAGAGAUGAAGGCACGAGUAGAGAGAAACUACCUACCUCAUUUUAAAUUACGUUUGGACUUGACAAAAAUUGUGCAAAUGAUGGGGAAAGGUAGAAAAAACUGUUUACACAACUUUGAAGAUUAGGCGUGAAUACACAGAAAUUUACCUUUUGGAAA
This is a messenger RNA of Camelus dromedarius (Arabian camel), 1806 nucleotides long. It is a transcript of the gene DDX19B, whose product is annotated as DEAD-box helicase 19B. Gene Ontology annotation, molecular function: ATP binding; RNA helicase activity; RNA binding. NCBI's taxonomy places the organism in Eukaryota, Metazoa, Chordata, Mammalia, Artiodactyla, Camelidae. The transcript is spliced from 12 exons. Gene Ontology annotation, cellular component: cytoplasmic stress granule; nucleus. Gene Ontology annotation, biological process: poly(A)+ mRNA export from nucleus. The coding region runs from base 129 to 1568 and encodes 479 amino acids. The record is from RefSeq and is a predicted model, not a curated record.